This is a messenger RNA of Vitrella brassicaformis, 1735 nucleotides long. The record is from the annotation of a GenBank genome assembly. Lineage: Eukaryota; Vitrellaceae.
CUCUGCUUUCAAUGCUCAAACUUGGCCGUGUCUCUGUAUUCGGUCGGUUGUGUGUCUGUAUGUCUCACGCUCGAAAAGAAACACUCAUGUUUUCCGCCUUCUUGGUCCUCUGGGAUGAACGCUGACUAGAACUGGUACACAUCACCGGUCGCCACCCCGACAGCUGUGCUGGUCCUGCAAGGGACAAAGAGACACGAGAGGGAUUCACGUGCAAACCGUUCACAUCCACCCCGAUUCACUUGAACAUGAUUUUCGUGGGGUUCGCCUUGAUGAUGAUCAAGGAAACGGAGCCCCCAUCAUUCGUCGGCACCAACACCUGCACAAACACACACAUUGUGUGAUUGACAAGGCACGCAUACAUACAUACAUACACAGACAUAUGAAUGAAUGAAUGAAUGGGACCUCGGAGAUGCUGAGGUCGUCCACCUUGAUCGUCGACGGAUCGGUCCAGACCAGGAAGCCGAACAACUGAGCCCCCAUCUGGCUAGCCGAAAGCAGCGCCUUGUCCUCGUCAGUCAUGUUCUCUUCGUCGAAGGUUUCCUUGAUGAACGUGUCGGAGAAUUCCUUGCACGACAUACAGCUGGGAGGACUACGACACGUUUUGUAGCCUUCGCAGAACGGGGAGCCACCAUCCUGCAUGAAAAAGGCAUGUUCUGAGGGCGUAUAUCUACUAUGGGUGCAUGACCGCCAGUUCGAUUCCGGUGAAUUUCCUGGUCCACUGACAGACAAAGUCGAAGGAGGAGAGGCAUACGGUGUGCACAGCUGGAUGAAUCAGUCGGCCAGCCAGCCAGCCAGCCAGCCAGCAGUGACUUACGGCAAUCUUGUUGCCAGAGGUGGCGUCGUAGAUAGUGAUGAUGAGCUUGUCGUUGCCCUGUGGAGAUACAAAGGUGGAGGACACUGCAUGGUUUGUGCCUUCCCUCCCCCCACGCACCAUCACGCCAUUCAUCCAACGCAUCCGAAUUAUGUAUGUCUCUGUGCACUGCAGUAAGUACCUCGCCGAGAGGAUGAGUGAAGCCAGGCUCCUCGGGCUUGGCCGGAAACUUCGCCUCUGGAGCUUCAAGUUUCCCCUCGGGCAUGGUGAGGACACACUUCGCCCAGCCCUUCUGGGUCUCGAAGCCUGUUCAGUGGAUAACAAAGGAGGAUUAUAUCCUGAGAUUGCUUUCAAAUUCUCAGCCUACAAAGGACGCGGUUCAGCCUAUGCUCGGUGUCGCUCUCAGGUUUGGGGUCGCCCUUCUGCAUACAGAAUCAUACAUACUGCCGAUCACCUUGCUACCAGCUUGCUGACCAGAUUAACCGAAAUCACAGCCGCUCGGUAGCGGGGCUUGGCCUUGGAGAGCGUCUUGAUGUAAUUCGCUUUCUUGGCAAAGGGACUUUUUCUCAGCGUGAAACGGACUUCGGUGUGGGCUGGAUGAAUGUCAUCAGAUGCCUCAGAUGACUCAGCGGACCCUCCUGUGAGACACCAAUGGGCCUUUGCUGCCUCGCGUGAGAGCGUGACUCAACCUCGGCAAGCAAACUCGCCUAUUCGGUCGCAAAUCGCCGUCGAGAAUGGUUCAUCUUCUGACAAUCAAAAUGCCUUUAUUUCUCCAUGGAGUCACUCUUUCAUCGGUCCGCUCUUUCACAGAGGGGUGCUUCAUGUGUCUUGCGGUCAUUUCGAGCCAUGAGUGGUCGGCCCGAAUGGCUGAUUUGAGUCUGUUUGUGAGUUGCUUGGCUUAUGCGGUUCAUUUUGCUUGUGAUC